AUGGAAUUGAACUUGUUUAAACUUGCAUUUCUUAGUUUGUUAUUUACAUUAUUUCUGCAAAUUAAUGCUCAAGAUGAACCGAUACAAGAAGCGCAUCUGCAAGAGAAUGUUUUAGUAGUGGACAUUAUUGAUUUACAAUCGCACUCUCCAUUCCUCUGUUCCGGAACAGUUCUUGCACCAAGAUUUGUUUUAGCAACAGCAAGUUGUCUUACUGUUCGACCUUUCAACAGGAUAUAUGUUCGAAGAAACGCAGAACAAGUUAUCAUUCAUCCCGAUUAUACAAUUGGUCAGAACAAUUUAAAUAAUAUCGGCAUUGUUCGAAUUUCUGGAUUAUUCAAUGAUGCAGAACCAUCAAGAAUUUUAGGAGGACUCCCAACGAAUUCGUCUUGCAAUUUAGUAGGAUGGGGUGGUGCAGAACGAUUUCCUCGUUCCGAACCUGUUAAUAUUUAUGGACCUCAAUAUUGCAACUCAAGUAACCCUCAAGUCUUUUGCUCAACAUCAACAAAUUUUGCAGUAUGUAACGCAAGAUUGGCUUCUGUAAUAAUUUGUGGAAUAGAAGACACUGUGAACGGACUUUUAAUAAGUGAAUCGGGAUGCGAAUCAAACGACAAUCGAUUGUAUUAUCACUCAAUAAGUGACCAUGCCGGUUGGAUAAAUCAAGUUUUAUCAAGUUCAGUGAAGCAAGUUGAGUCACUUGUUCUUAUCUUAUCAAUGAUGUUGAUAACGUUGAAUUUGAAACUGUAA
This is a messenger RNA of Clunio marinus, 744 nucleotides long. Lineage: Eukaryota; Metazoa; Arthropoda; Insecta; Diptera; Chironomidae. The record is from the annotation of a GenBank genome assembly.